AUGGCUGCAAGCUCAGUAUGCGAUCCCCUCCCGACCCCUCGCCCCAUUGAGACUACCUCGCGCGAACCGCCCGCCGCGACACUGCGCAGUGUUUUCCGUCGUGCCGCCAUAGCUUCAAUACUAAUUUUACCUCCUUCUAGACUCGGCACCGAGAUUCUCGUCCGCCUCAAGUGGGGUCAGCACGAGUAUAAAGGCAACCUCGUGAGCCUCGACUCGUACAUGAACAUCCAGCUGAACAACGCUGAGGAGUACAUCAACGGCAAGCACAACGGUACUCUGGGCCAGGUGGUAAUCCGAUGCAACAACAUCCUCUGGGUCACUAAGUUCGAAGGUACCGAGAUGACCGAUAUGACCGGCGAGGAGGAGAAACAGGAAUAA
Molecule: messenger RNA, 378 nt
Organism: Penicillium argentinense
Lineage: Eukaryota; Fungi; Ascomycota; Eurotiomycetes; Eurotiales; Aspergillaceae
Product: small nuclear ribonucleoprotein F
Exons: 2
Coding region: 1-378 (125 amino acids)
Biological process (GO): mRNA splicing, via spliceosome; spliceosomal snRNP assembly
Cellular component (GO): catalytic step 2 spliceosome; U1 snRNP
Molecular function (GO): RNA binding
Source: RefSeq, a predicted model, not a curated record